Messenger RNA from Aspergillus calidoustus, 1443 nucleotides. The record is from the annotation of a GenBank genome assembly. NCBI's taxonomy places the organism in Eukaryota, Fungi, Ascomycota, Eurotiomycetes, Eurotiales, Aspergillaceae.
AAUGGGUUGGGGACAGCGAGGCCGUCUCAUCGCCAAUGUCCGUAGCCUCAUACAGAGCUUUGCGAUGGGUCUAAUGUUUGCUUUGUAAGGUCCGCUCGCCUACGGAGUAUACAUCCUUUUUCUCUCGUUAUUGUAACUCUCAAGUUGCCGAUACCCCGACCAAGACACGUCUUCUUCUCCUUAUCGAUUAGGUCGCCUUUUUCCCCCGAUCCUUCCAUCGCAUCUCGCCUACGUUGCCGAUUGCAUACCGUCUUCUUGAAUUUCUGAACAUCCUCCUCCUACUCAGUGCUCUUACGAUCUGCGAGAUGGCCGGGCCUUCGAUCCAGGAUCGCACCGGCGAGUUCCACGCUAUUCUUGGUCAAGCCCAGAAACGUGUAGCAUCUUCGAAAGUUGGAACUCAGCGGCAGGCACUACUAUCGGACUCGCAGAGGCGACAGGCCAAUGGUUCCGCGGAUGGGAAUACGGAUGGUGGCAAGAGAAGGUCGGAGUUUGCUCGACGCGCGGCAGAGAUUGGGCGAGGGAUUACUGCGACAACAGCGAAGCUUCGGAGACUAGCAGAACUGGCUAAACGGAAGACCCUGUUCGAUGACCGGCCAGUCGAGAUUUCCGAAUUGACAUACGUUAUCAAGCAAGAUCUUGCAUCACUAAACCAGCAAAUCGCGUCGCUACAAGCGCUCACGCUUUCACAACAUCCAAAGUCCAACCGGACAAAGGCUGAUCAGGAGGGCGAACAUAAUGAUAAUGUUGUCGUCUUGUUACAAGGGAAGCUGGCGGACGUCGGUGCCAAUUUCAAGGAGGUUCUCGAAGUGCGCACAAAAAACAUCCAGGCUUCGCGCUCACGGACAGAGAACUUUGUGUCUUCUGUCUCCUCAAAAUCACAAGCUGCUCUCGACCCUCAGCGUUCCGACUCACCAUUGUAUCCAUCGGGGCGAAGAACCCCACAGCCUGGGGGCUCAGCAGACCUGUUGACUUUGGAGCCCUCGAAUCCGUCUCCUCUGGGACGCCCUGCGGUUCACUCGGAUCAGCAAUUAUUGCUAAUGGAAGAGGCCGAUUCGAGUAACUCGUAUAUACAGGCGCGUGGGGAGGCGAUUGAUGCGAUCGAGAGGACGAUCAAUGAGCUGGGAGGCAUUUUCGGCCAGCUGGCGCAGAUGGUUAGCGAGCAGUCGGAGAUGAUCCAGCGGAUAGAUGCCAAUACGGAAGACGUCGUGGAUAAUGUCCAAGGAGCGCAACGUGAAUUAAUGAAGUACUGGACACGGGUAUCAGGAAAUCGAUGGUUGAUUGCUAAGAUGUUUGGAGUAUUAAUGAUUUUCUUCCUUCUCUGGGUGUUGAUAUCAGGAUAGACACACCUCCUGUUUACUAAUGUAUUAAUAUCGGACAGCGCGUUGUUUAUGACGAACGCACAUGACGCUUACACCGAGAUUUUUUUUUCUUUUUUUCUUUUUU